AUGUUGAUUAGUCGUAAUGAGCUAUUGUUUCCGGUGGAUGACGAAAGUUCAUCGAGUGAUACUGAAGAUAAUGAUGGGAAUGUUAAAGAGAAGAUAACAUUGAGGAAUGCAGUGAAAUUUCGUUGUUCUUCUGAUACUGAGGAAACUGGAACAGAUGAUUUAUUUGUUCUGGAUACCGAUGGUAUUAGUAAUAUCAAUACAAACAUUGUUAAAAAGCCACUCUUUUCAACAAAAUACAAUGAGGCAAAUAACAAAGUACCGAUUACUGAUUCAAUUUUGGAUGAGACAACAAAAGAGCUACUAUCAAAAAGCAUCAUUAAACCUGGGUUUGAAAAAUACCUCGGUGAAGCACAUGUACCGAUAUCUUGGCGAGCACUGAAGAGACAAAGAAAGAUGCAUCGAGAGCGUACGAAAGGUGAUGCCUGGUAUAACCUCCCAGCAAGUGAAAUGACCGAAGAAAGGGAGCGUGAUUUGGAAAUUAUUCAAAUGAGAAAUUCUCUAGAUUCGAAAGCUCAUUACAGAAAGAAUGAUCGUUCCGUGUUACCAAAAUAUUUCCAGGUUGGCACUAUCAUUGAAACAAAAGCAGAUUUCUAUUCAUCUCGCGUGCCAAAGAAGCAGCGUAAGAGGACAAUUGUUGAAGAACUUCUGGCAGACACCGAUUUACAAACUAAGCAGCGUAAGAAAUAUCAGGAAAUAAAAGCUCGAGAAGCAAUUACAAAACGUGGAGCCUUUCAACGUUCUUCAUAUCCGAAAAGACGGAAAUUCAAACGGAAUGCCAAAGUUUAA
Molecule: messenger RNA, 786 nt
Organism: Brugia malayi
Lineage: Eukaryota; Metazoa; Nematoda; Chromadorea; Rhabditida; Onchocercidae
Exons: 5
Coding region: 1-786 (261 amino acids)
Biological process (GO): RNA processing
Cellular component (GO): nucleolus
Molecular function (GO): RNA binding
Source: RefSeq, a predicted model, not a curated record